Pyricularia grisea is the source of this 3600-nucleotide messenger RNA. RefSeq lists its product as uncharacterized. The coding region runs from base 1 to 2679 and encodes 892 amino acids. The record is from RefSeq and is a predicted model, not a curated record. NCBI's taxonomy places the organism in Eukaryota, Fungi, Ascomycota, Sordariomycetes, Magnaporthales, Pyriculariaceae. The transcript is spliced from 3 exons.
AUGGCUCCCAUGAAGGCUUCUAUAGUCUUCCUCGGCCUACUGCCGCUGGCAGUAUUCGCACAGACAAAUGACACCUUGGGACUUGGGAACGGCUUCAUACCUCUCAAAACCACCAACUUCAAUGCCCAAAUCGUUCGUGAUUCUCAGGUUCUUGCUUCCCUCAAGCCGAACGGCGACGUCUUUGACUUUCUGCCAUUCGACUACAUUGGUAGAAGAGCCAGGAACGGACAAUAUCACUGGGGUGACGUUACCUUCCGUUAUCGAGCCGAGGGCGAGACGGCCUGGAUCGACGGGGAUUCGGCAGCGCAGCGCCGCCCUGUAGUCAGUGCAGAGUCACCAUCGCAAAACACGCUCGCCUCGUCCAAUCUCGCCCCGACCCUGCCCAAUAGCCCCUUGAAUAUCACCAGGCAGUGGAUAGAAGUGGACGGUGAUCUCGGCCUUCGUUUCAUCAUCGAGAACUCAGGAUCUGCCAGGAUCGAGCUGGGAAGCUUGGGGUUUCCUGCAGAAUUCAAUAGCAUAUUCACUGAUCGCCAUGCCGCCGAUAUGCAGCGCUUAUGCUCUCUCUCUGACCCGUACAUCGGCAUGGAUGCUGGCCAGAUCAGGGUUGGCCCGGUGAGCGGCAGCGGAGCAGCACUUGUAGUCACUGCUCUGGAUUCCACCCCAAUGGAGGCAUAUCGCAACCUGCAAGAGGGUGGUUACGAAGGCACUUGGUAUGGAAGUCAAACCUUUGAGGGGUUUUACGAAUGGCAGACGCUCUCCAAAGCAUGGGCGGAGAACGAGUGGCGCAACACAAAGCCUUGGAACCCUGCAUCUUCCCGGACCCUAGAUCCAGGAGAGACUGUGCAGUUUGGCCUGCGCUUCUCUGUUGCCAAGGAGGGCGUCAGGGGCCUUGAUGCUACCGUAAGGUCGGUCGGAAUUCCCACUGCCGUGGGCGUCCCUGGCUUCAUUGUCUCCUCGGGAGAGCCCGCGCAGCUGUUCUUAGACUCAAAGGCUGAGGUGACGUCCAUCACUUCUGACCCUGCCGAUAUGCUUCAGGCAGUUCAAGACUCGCCGAGGAAAUACACCGUAACCCCAUCACCUAUGGCUUGGGGUCGGGUGCGUUUAGAUGUGCGAUACGCCAACGGGAGGAUUCAGACUGUUCACUACUACGUCACCAAGCAAUACACCCAGGUCGUCGCAGAUCUCGGGCAUUUUGUCACUACGGAACAAUACUACACCAACAAAUCCGACCCUUUCAGCCGAGCCCCUUCCGUCAUGACUUUUGACUACGAGACACGAUCAAUAGUAGAACAGGACUCACGGGCGUGGGUAGCCGGUCUCAGUGACGAAGCGGGUGCCGGCUCGUAUCUGUCUGCGUUUAUGAAACAGAGCAUACAGCCCAACGCAGAAGAGGUGACUAAGCUCGAAGCAUUCGUGGAUGGUGUUCUCUGGAAAUCCCUUCAAAGAAAUGACUAUGGAGUCAAAAAGAGCAUAUUCUUUUACGAGCCCGCGUUGGUGCCUGGCUACAUAUACAGCCCCAGCCUGGAUUGGACAUCGUGGACUAGUUGGAACAAGGCCGGAGCCGAUGAUAUUGGGCGAGGUUACAACUACGUUCACGUUUCUGCUGCAUACUGGUCCCUGUACCGCGUUGCUCGUGGUUAUCCCGACCUUACCAAGGCGCAUGCCUGGGACUGGUAUUUGAACCAGGCUUACCAAACAGCAAUCAGGAUAAUGAAGAACGAUGUCUUUUAUAGUGACGUCGGUCUUAUGGGGGAAACUGUCUUUGGAGAGAUCCUGACCGAUCUCAGACGCGAGGGACAAACAAACGAGGCCGACACUUUAUCUACAGCGAUGAAGCAGCGAGCUGCAUAUUGGGAUACGCUACAAGUUCCUUUUGGCUCAGAGAUGGCUUGGGACUCCACCGGACAAGAGGGUGUCUACUAUUGGGCAAAAGAAUUCGGCUUCUCCAAUACCGUGUUAAAGGCUCUCAACAGUGUACUGGGUUAUACACACAACAUACCGCACUGGGGCUACAAUGGCAACUCCCGAAGAUACUGGGACAAUAUAUAUGGUGGCAAGCUGCGUAGGAUAGAACGCCAGAUACACCACUAUGGCAGUGGCUUGAACGCUCUUGUUCUCCUGUCUGCAUUCCGCUCGAACCCUAACGACACAUACUUACUCCGCACCGGCUACGGAGGCACGACUGGGCCCCUUUCCAACAUCAACCAAGACGGCUUCGCGGCGGCGUCUUUUCACUCGUGGCCAGAUACACUCAAAUGGGAUGGUAUCAGCGGUGACUAUGGCUCUGGCUUCCUGGGUCUAGCCCUCGGCUCGGGUACUUAUCUAGUGGAAGACCCAGAGCUUGGUCUUGUUGCUUUCGGCGGUGUGCUAGAGGGAACAAUGGUGAGAACAAAUGAUGCCGUACGCCGCAAGAUUUUUAUUGGACCUUUGAACAUGUUGGUAUCAGUGGAUGCGGGGAUCAUCCAAGACUUCAGCUAUACUCCGGGUAGUCAGAGUGUUUCAUUGACGCUGGCUCAACUCGACUGGGUUCCUAGAGCGUCGAUCACUGUUAUCUGGGUUGAAUCUCCAUCGGGAUCAUCCUCGUUCAGGGUCACGACUUCUGGUGUUGCACAAGUUCGCGGGGGUUGGCAGGUGCCAUUGACAACAGAUCAUGUAGCUGUUGAGGUUGGACCAGCUUGAUUGAUCUGUAGACUUUAGUCUAGAUUUAUUGAGCAGAAUUGGGCCGGGACAUCCAUCAGUCAAGGUACGGAUUCGUGCAAUUUCCACGACUGCUCCCCACACUUGAGUUCCUUAUCAGCCUCUGUUUUUGUUGCCUGGCGGAUGACUUCGAGGCAAGGCAGAGCUAGUUCCCCUAUCUUUAUGGUCAUUGCCCACCCGCGGCCAAGUUGCCAUUCCCAUCUUUGCGCAGCAAUCUCGUCCCCUAUCCUGACCAGGCCCUGACAGUACUGUCCAAGAAGCACAAUUCUGCCACGAGCUCGAAGACUCUGAUCUUCCAUCUGCAUCACGAUGCACCGAGCAACGCCGCCUGCCAACGGCCUGGCCUGUCCGUCUUCACCAAGGAUCCCGGGGAUAGGUUUCCCAUCAUCCCAAAGCUCCUCAUAAUCGGCCUCGACGCCCAAGUCCGGGUUCAACAUGCGACCCUUUUCCAGCGUCGUCCCGUCCGGCUGCGGAAACAUGUCGCCCUCGUCCGCGACCGAGUCCUCAGGAUUGAGCAUCGUGCGCGAGUCGAUCCAGUGCGUCCAUUUGGAGUGGGAUAUGUCCUCGCCGUCGGCGCCUUUGCGGAUCCAAGACUCCGAGCUCCCGGCGAUGGCCCAUUCGACACUGCAGACGGGCACGCGGCUGACCCCUCCUUUCUCAUGGUCGGAGGGGAGCGGGAGCAGCACGCGCAAGUCCACGAACCGCCGGCCUGGCGAGGUGACGACGAUGGUGGACGUGGGCUCUGCUGCUGGUGCUGGGGGCCAGCGAAUGUGUUUUCUGAUGGAGAUGCUGCCCAUUUUUGAGUGUGCGGGUAUUUUGUGCUGUAGAAAAAAAAAAGGAGUGCGCGCUAUGUGAAGUUUGAGGAGGGAGAGGUACCUGUGGUUAGCGUAGUCGCUGAGUAUU